CGCCUAUCAUUUCACCAGCAGCGAUGGGCAAGGAUAUGAUGAACAGUAGCAACUUCUGCCAGCAGCUCGGCGCAACGUUGGUUCGCAAUUUUAAGCUAAAAAUCAGAGACUCACGCAAAACGAUAGCGGAAGUGUUCCUGCCGCUCUACACGCUCGGCACACUGAUCGUGCUGAAGAUCCUCAUACCGAACCCCAACUUUCCCGCCAUUACGGAACCACGCGGCGCUGCGACACUGUUCGAACAUUUCCAGCAUCAUAAAGCACACACCAUUGCCGUGCUGCCACAGCCAAACUCCUCCACCACGGUACCGUUUUUGAGCGAAGUCAACGAACUAUGGAUGUCGAACCGAAGGCAUCAACCGGGCAUUCAUCCCAUCAAGUGGAUGAUUUACGAAACGCCGGAAGAAUUGCUCGCGGCUUACUGGCGCGAUCCGAGCAAGAUGCCGCUGGCACUGAUAUUCCACUCGGACGACCCACUGUUUGGUCCGCUGCGGUACGAAAUACGCACGAAUCCAUCGUUCUACGUGACACCGUCAACGACUGAACUGUACUCGUCGCUGGUCACGUGCAGACAAUCGGACAGCUACUGGUCGGCGGUAAUCCCGAUCGAAACAGGCGAUUCGUGUCCGGUGAAUCAGUACUACUACUCCGGGUUCGUCGCAUUGCAAACCCUGCUCGACUACACCAAGAUCCGGAUCGUGACGCAGAACGAAGAGCUACAGAUACCUCAUAUUACGCUGGAGAUGUUUCCCAAGGAAGCGUACACGGGCAACUGGAUGGUCGCGUUUCGGUUGGUCAUACCGAUCUACAUGGUGAUGGCACUGUCACAAUUCAUUACAUAUCUGCUGAUCUUGAUCGUCGGCGAGAAGGAGAACCACAUCAAGGAAGGAUUAAAGAUAAUGGGUCUGCGGGAUUCCGUCUUUUGGUGUGGUUGGUUCGUUAUCUACGCCGUGUUUGUAACGUUUCUUAGCUUUGUCUCAGUAAUUCUGGUUUUUUCGUUGGGCGUUUUUCAAAACACAAACUACCUGCCAGUAUUUAUACUGAUUCUGCUGUACAGCUUUUCGGUGAUUCUCAUCGGCUUUAUGAUUACACCUUUCUUCGACAACUCACGGACUGCUGGCAUAUUGGGCAACUUUGCGGUUAAUAUUAUGUCCCUGCUCUACUUCCUGCAAGUAUUCAUUGACGAUACACACACCUCGGCAGCAUUGUGGACUGUCUCACUCAUUUCUCCGACGGGUUUUGCACUGGCAAUGGACAAAAUUCUCGUGCUGGAUAUAUCCGGCCAGGGUGUCACGCUGAACAAUCUCUGGACCGGGCCCGGUAUACCAAUCGGUGGCUCGAUACUAAUGCUUGUGGUGGACAUUCUACUGUACGCUGCGCUAGCAUUCUACUUUGACUGUGUCAUCCCGUCGGACCAUGGUACGAAGCAGAAGCCUUGCUUUUGUCUGAACAAAAACUACUGGUGUAAGAAAAAAGUGCCAAAAGUACCGCUGCUGAACGGCGAAUCUGCCAACUCGUUCAAUAAUGCGCUCGAGGAUCAAGCCCGCGAUGUGGAGCCAGUGUCGCGCGAGAUGCGCGGCAAGGAAGCGAUCCGCAUAGUGGAUCUGUACAAAACGUUCCACUCGUGCCGUAAGCCGGCCGUGAACGCAGUCAACGGGAUUAAUCUAACCAUCUACGAGGGACAGAUAACGGCCAUCCUCGGUCACAAUGGGGCGGGAAAGAGUACACUGUUCAACAUCCUGACCGGGCUGACGUCACCAACGUCCGGCACAAUAUACAUUUUCGGGUACGAUGUGCGCGAUCCGAACGAUAUGACCAUGAUCCGGCGGAUGACGGGAGUGUGUCCGCAGCAUGACAUACUGUUCGAAACGCUCACACCGAAGGAACAUUUGUACUUUUUCGCCGCCGUUCGAGGCAUUCCGCCGGCACUGGUUGAUAGUGAGGUGAAGAAAACGUUGCGCGAUAUUGAUCUAUUCGAUACGGCGGAAACACGUGUGAAACAUCUGAGCGGUGGUCAGAAGCGGAAGCUUUCGGUCGGUAUUGCGAUCAUCGGUGAUCCGAAGAUUAUCAUCCUGGACGAACCGACGGCCGGUGUGGAUCCGUACUCGAGACGACACAUGUGGUCCAUCUUGCAAAAUCGCAAGCACGGCAAGGUGAUCCUGCUGACGACACACUUUAUGGAUGAGGCGGACAUACUGGCCGAGCGGAAGGCCGUCGUGUCGCGGGGCCGACUGCGAUGCUGCGGGUCAUCCCUCUUCCUGAAGAACAAGUUCGGCAUCGGGUACCAUCUGACCCUGGUGCUUGAUACGAAUGCGUGCGAAACGUCCAUCACGAAGCUGGUGAACGAGCAUGUCCCACAGGCGGAGAAAGCCCGAAGGCAUGGGCGUGAGCUGAGCUACAUCCUGCCGCACGAUGCGGUCAACUCGUUCGUAUCGUUAUUCGACGAUAUUGAGAAGGAAAUUAAAAGCAAACGCAUGAUGCUUGGCAUUUGCUCGUACGGAGUGUCAAUGACGACGCUCGAGGAGGUGUUUCUGCAUCUGGAAACGCAGCGCGAAGGUGAACAGAAGGCGGGCGGAGCGGGAGAAGGUGAAGACGAGGAGGGUGAAGGAGAGGAUGAUGAGGAAGAUGGACAGGCGGCGGGCUAUCCGGUGUCGGAAAAUUUGAGCCGCAAAGUGAUGAAAACGCGAGGACUCCCUAGAAGCUUGUCAUUGCAGGAACGCAGCAACAGCUAUCAGUCGCUGAAGAACGAUACCAAAACCCUACUCGAUGAGCAGAACGCCGAAAAUAAGUCGUCGCUGCAGGAUAAUCGAAUGCAAUUCGAUACGAUCAUACCUAUCAACGGGCUCGGAUCGGAUGGUGUUAGUCAGGGAACGGCGGGUUCUGGAAUACAUCCAGCUUCAAUGGGUGGUGGCGGUGGUGGUGGUGUUGUUCCCAAUUCGGUCGUCAAUUCUCCCCAAUCUCAACGCAUGCAUCGUAAAAAGCAUCACCGUUCUUCGCGCAAUGGUGUGAGUAAAAGCACCAAAAGCAUCUACGAGGACCAGACGCAAACGCACGCGUCAGCGUCGGCAGUAAAGUUGAACAGUCAAAACCGAACCAACUGGAUGGAUCUGGACGAUAUUCCACUAUAUCCGUCGAGAUGGAGUACGAUCGGAGCACUUCUAAAGCUUCGUCUGACGAUCCUAUUCCGGGACAUACAGCGACUGUAUCUGUUGAUCAUACUGCCGUUAGCAUUCACGGCACUGGGACUGUACCUUAACUCGAUCCAAGUACUGUCACCCAUCAUGCGUUCCAUCCUGCUGGAUAAUACCACCUACGGAAGCAACAUUACGAAAAUCGCCGUACACGACAAUACCAAUCCGGCGAUGUGGCCUCAUGCCGCUUACGUUUAUCAUCAUCACCAUCAGCAACAACCGAGACAGCAGAAGCGCGAGUCACAGAAGCAUUACGAUCCAAUACCACAAUUUCUGCACCAAAAACACCACCAGCAGCAGCAACAGUCGAAGGAAGCGGCCCAUUUCUAUCAUCGAUUCCUCGCCGAGCUUCACCGGUCGGCGAAUGUGACGGAGGAUUAUAAUGGCAAUUUCUCGCUACUACUAGACAUCGCCCCGCACAUGGCCGCGUUCAAUGUGAAUGUAAUAUCUUGGUCAAAUGUAUCCAUCACGACGCUGUACAACGAUACGACUCAGCACAGCCUGCCGAUCAUUCUGAAUCUGAUCAGCAACACACUACUGCGCGUGUAUGCGGAACUAUCGCCAGCAUCGAUAAACUCGCAGCAUCUGCUCUACCAGCGUGCCGGACGGAAAGGUCCGAUGCCAACCUCAAAUGCGCAGUUUACGUUCGAUUAUCAAGACGAUGGGACAGAUGCUGAAAAUGUGGAUGAUUUAGCAUUCCAACCCUUACCAUCGAGUACGAGUUCCAGCACAACGUCCUCAGCAUCCGGUGCUGCUGCUACACCCGACCGUAGUGGAUCGAGCGACUCCAUGUUGCGUAUCGAACUGUGGUCACAUCCAUUCCAGCAAACGGCGCAACCGCAAGAGUUUAACAUCGGCACGUUCUCGUCCGCACUGUUUGUGGGAAUGAUAUUUGUUCUGAUUCCCGUUUCGCUGGCCGUCGAUAUGGUGUAUGAUCGUGAGAUGAAGGCUAAAAAUCAGCUGCGCGUUAAUGGACUUUCUUCAUCGCUGUACCUAUCGGCGUACUUUAUCGUGCUAUCGGGUUUGAUGCUGGUCAUUUGUGCUGCAUUGCUUGGGCUGGUGUUUUUAUUCGACAUUCCCUCAUUCCGACAGCCACCAGCACUCAUCACUCUAGGAAUGUUGGUGUUUCUCUACUCACCGGCUGGUAUCCUUUGUUCGACGUGCUUCUCGUACUUCUUCGAUCGUACAGAUUCAGCGCAAUCGAUCCUGCCCAACAUACUUACGUUCGUUGGGUUAAUCCCGUUCAUAUUGGUUGUAUUUUUGGACAUGCUGGGGAUCGAGGUUAAGGCAGCGAUCGCACUCCACUACGUGUUUUCCCUUAUCAAUCCCAUGUACAUUCCGUACGCGACGGUAUACUUCGUCGAUCGUGUCUACAUCGCAUGUCGAUUGAGUUCAGCCUGUGCAGAGCUGUCGAUGGCACACUAUAUGACCGAGGAGGUGAUCGUGAUGGCAUGCGGGUGCCUUUUGCACAUUCCGAUCUGGGCGUUCUGUUUACGGGUGUCCGAUGUGAUGAAAAGUGGUGGUCGUAUGCGGGAUCUGUUUCAUCGAUCAGCGAGCGAGGAAGAUGUUAUGACGGAAGAGCAAUGUACCGGUGAGUACGAAGAUGAAGAUGUACGUCACGAGCGUAGUCGCGUUUUCGGGCUUACAAGCAAUCCACAGCAAUCGCAACAAGAUGAUGCCGCAGGUCUACAGGCGCAGCCGGUAGUACUGGUUAAGAGUCUUCGCAAAGAGUUCUCCCAAGAGUCACUGUGCGGCAAUUGCUGCUGCUGCGCGGAUGAUGAACCUCCCAGAAAGAAGAUUUCAGUGCGAAGUCUAUCGAUCGCGGUGGAUGCCGGUGAGGUGUUGGGUUUGCUCGGACACAACGGUGCUGGCAAAACGACCACCAUGAAGAUCAUGACGGGCGAAACGGCACCCACGCGUGGUACGGUUCGUGUUGCCGGUCAUAGCAUUACCAUCAAUCAGGAUGAUGCCUUUAAAACGUUGGGCUACUGUCCCCAGCACGAUGCGCUGUGGAAGAACGUGACAGUGCGCGAGCAUCUCGAGCUGUAUGCACGUAUACGGGGAGUGCGUGGCAAGGAUCUAAACCGUUUGAUAUCGACGUAUCUGACGGGGCUACACAUAAACGAACACGCCAACAAGCAAACGCAGCACUGUUCCGGUGGUACCAGGCGCAAGUUAAGCUACGCGAUGGCGAUGGUGGGAGCCCCGAAAGUAGUGCUACUGGAUGAACCAUCGACCGGUAUGGAUCCAAAGUCGAAACGAUUCCUUUGGGACACUAUACUGGCUAGCUUCCAUGGUAAGCGCUGUGCAAUGUUGACGACCCACUCGAUGGAAGAAGCGGACGCGCUGUGCUCUCGAGUUGGAAUCAUGGUCAAAGGCGAGCUAAGAUGUCUCGGUUCGACGCAACACCUGAAGAAUCUGUACGGCGCCGGUUACACACUGGAGAUUAAGCUGAAGCACAUAGAAAACGUGUACAGUGAGACACCGAUCGAAAGUCAACCCAGCAGCAGCCAGGAGCAACUGCAACUCGACCAAAGCACGGACCACAUUGCACCGGUAAUCAGCAACUGCAUUGACAAUCGUUCGAUGGCGUUGCGCAAUUUCGUAACGGACCUGUUUCCGAGUGCCACCCUGGAGGAGAGUUUUGCCGAUAGGCUAGUAUACUCUGUACCGCAGCAAGCCGUCAGUUCCUUAGCUGAAUGUUUUUCACGGCUCGAGAAAGCUAAAACCGAGCUAGAUAUUGAGGAGUACUCAUUCAGCCAAACGACACUAGAACAAGUGUUCUUAAAGUUUGCACACUACGACGAGGAAACCUCCAGUGUGCAGUAGAUUAUA
Anopheles maculipalpis is the source of this 6026-nucleotide messenger RNA. RefSeq names its product cholesterol transporter ABCA5-like. Gene Ontology annotation, molecular function: ABC-type transporter activity; ATP binding; ATP hydrolysis activity. Gene Ontology annotation, biological process: transmembrane transport; lipid transport. Gene Ontology annotation, cellular component: intracellular membrane-bounded organelle; membrane. The transcript has 10 exons. The record is from RefSeq and is a predicted model, not a curated record. Lineage: Eukaryota; Metazoa; Arthropoda; Insecta; Diptera; Culicidae. Bases 24 to 6020 code for a protein of 1998 amino acids.